Molecule: messenger RNA, 528 nt
Organism: Gilbertella persicaria
Lineage: Eukaryota; Fungi; Mucoromycota; Mucoromycetes; Mucorales; Choanephoraceae
Exons: 2
Coding region: 1-528 (175 amino acids)
Molecular function (GO): protein binding
Source: RefSeq, a predicted model, not a curated record
AUGGCUGUCAUGACAGAAACAGUGCCUGUGAAUAUCAAAAAAGACAAAAAGAAGGAUAAAAAAGAAAAGAAAAAGACGCAACUAGACGACGAGCGUUUUAAGCCUGUUCAGAACCCUAUCUUUAAAGUGGAAGAGUCAAAACGUUCCACUUUACUGGUACAGACACCUGCUGAACUUCAGGGAUAUGCUGCUCAGAAAUAUGUACCUAGUCAUGGAUACACUCAUUUGGAUCCAACCAAGCAUGAAAAUGCACAUUCUGCUUUUAAGCAAUUACAACAAAUCGUAACAGCAAGCCAAUUGUCUUCUUCUGAUCAACCUCAACGUUUAGCUGAUGGUGCUAUCAUUUUGCAACAAUGCCGUGCCUUAUGGAACUAUGAAGCCAAGAUUGCUUCGGAACUGUCCUUUUUAGCCAAUGAUCGUUUCGCUAUCCUGAACAGACAACCUGACGGCUGGUGGUAUGCUGAACUUUUAGAUCCUGUCAGAAGGAAACGAGGUCUUGUACCAGGCAACUAUAUGACGCCUGUUUGA